AUGCAGAUUCUCUCACUCUCCCUCCUGGCCCUGGCCUCCGUGGCUCGUGGUCAGCUGGCCGGCAGUGUCGGUCCCAGCACCAGCGCCAGCGACAAAGGACAGAGCAAGACCUGCAACGUCCAGGACUACGGCGCUAAAGCCGACAAGUCCACCGACAUCGGUCCGGCCAUCGAGUCGGCCUGGGACGAGUGCAAGGAGGGUGGUGUCGUCUAUAUCCCGCCCGGUGACUAUGCGCUGGGAAGCUGGGUCACCUUGACCGGCGGCAAGGGAACCGCCCUGCAGCUGGACGGUAUCCUGUACCGGACUGGCGAUGACGGCGGCAACAUGGUGAUGAUCGAGCACACCAGCGAUUUUGAACUGUUCAGCAGCACGGCACGCGGUGCCAUUCAGGGCUCCGGGUAUGAGUUCCACUCCGACGGCUCGCUGUCGGGACCGCGCAUCCUGCGUCUGUACGAGGUCGAUGAUUUCUCGAUCCAUGAUCUGGCUCUGGUGGAUUCGCCGGCGUUCCAUUUGUCCCUGGAUACCUGCAGCAAUGGCGAGUUGUAUAAUCUGAUCAUCCGCGGAGGCGACUCGGGCGGAUUAGACGGUAUUGACAUCUGGAGUGAGAACAUCUGGGUUCACGAUGUCGAGGUCACCAACAAAGACGAGUGCGUCACCGUCAAGAGUCCCGCGCACAACAUUCUUGUGGAAAACAUCUACUGCAACUGGAGCGGUGGGUGCGCCAUGGGUUCGCUGGGCUCCGACACCAACAUCAGCGACAUCUACUAUCGCAACAUCUACACCUGGCAAUCCAACCAGAUGUUUAUGGUCAAGAGCAACGGCGGCAGCGGCUCCGUUUCCAACUUGCUGUUGGAGAACUUCAUCGGUCACGCCAACGCCUACUCGCUGAAUAUCGACUCGCAGUGGUCCAGCAUGGACGCCGUGGAGGGUGACGGUGUGUCAAUGCAGAACGUCACGGUGCGCAACUGGAAGGGCGGGGAGGAAGAUGGGGCCCAGCGCGGUCCUAUUAAGGUCGUAUGUGCUGCAGGAGCCCCCUGUACGGACGUCACCAUCGAGGGGUUCGCCAUGUGGACCGAGUCGGGCGACCAGCAGUCGUACGUCUGCGAGAACGCCUUUGGCACGGGCGCAUGUCUCGAAAACGGCGACGACUCGACCGCCUCCUACGCAUCGACGGUCGCAGCGACGGCCACUCCGUCCGGGUUCGCGGCGCCCCGCAUGCGGGACGAUCUGACUUCCGCAUUCAGCACGGAUGCCUCCAUCCCCAUUCCCACGUUGCCGGCCUCCUACUUUCCGGGCGUGAAGCCCAUCUCUGCCAGGGCGUCGGGUUCGCUGGUCGCUUCGGCGUCGGCGUCGGUGACUCCCUCAGCGACGCCGUCUGGGUCCGUCUGA
This is a messenger RNA of Aspergillus affinis, 1389 nucleotides long. RefSeq names its product RGase A. The coding region runs from base 1 to 1389 and encodes 462 amino acids. NCBI's taxonomy places the organism in Eukaryota, Fungi, Ascomycota, Eurotiomycetes, Eurotiales, Aspergillaceae. The transcript has 2 exons. The record is from RefSeq and is a predicted model, not a curated record. Gene Ontology annotation, molecular function: polygalacturonase activity. Gene Ontology annotation, biological process: carbohydrate metabolic process.